Molecule: messenger RNA, 1522 nt
Organism: Exophiala oligosperma
Lineage: Eukaryota; Fungi; Ascomycota; Eurotiomycetes; Chaetothyriales; Herpotrichiellaceae
Exons: 4
Coding region: 1-1332 (443 amino acids)
Biological process (GO): endoplasmic reticulum inheritance; mRNA transport
Source: RefSeq, a predicted model, not a curated record
AUGCCAUCAUCUCAGUCUGUUAUAGGAUAUCUACACGUCCCUGGUGUCUUCAUUGUUCCUGUCGCUCACCUGCACAAACUCUGUAUCGCAACCGCCCUAUACCACAUCCAAGUUCAGGCCGCAUCCCAGCGUGGAUCCAGUCAGAUCUAUCGCAUCAUCUCAAAGGAACGUGUCAUGAGGAGGAAAUCUCGCGUUUCCAGAGACUCACCCACGCCGUUGAUUUCACUCGCGGCUCAGGAGCUCUUUACCCGCUCUGAGCCCUCGUUAACUGCAUCUUCUAAUGCCCAAGUCGAAAACGCCAUGUCCGAAGUCGAUGGCAUGCUUAAGGAGCAGAAUCACCAAGAUGCUACUCGACCAGCUACAAGCAGGGUCGUCAGUGCAUCCGUUAUGCGUUCAGUCGUGUCAAACUCAGACAAUUCCUCCUCUUCUUCGGACGCGACCCCUUGGUCAUCGGCUAUUGGUCAUGCAGGAACUGGAAAGUCGGGCAGAGUGAUCGAGCGGCUACAAGGAGACAUCGAUAAAUUACGCCGGGAGAAGCAAGUGUUGAAGAUGCGUCAUGAGGAGGCCGAGAAAUCCAAGGAGACGCUUGCAGCGCGAAACCAAUCACUCCAAGAUCGGAAUAGCAUUUACGAGCAAACUCACGAAGCCCACGACCGACAAUUAAAGAGAAGAGAAAGGCAGGUCAGAGACCUACAGGACGAGCUCACGAAAGAGAAGGCCAAGACAGCUCACGCACAAUCCCAGGCAGCUGCAGCCGCAGAAAGCGAGGAGAUAUGGAGGAACGAAGCCAGCCAGGCCAAGGCUCUCGCUGCCCAAAGGGAAGCUGAAUACGAAACGAUUGUAGCGUGCCGGAAGAUGGACUACGACCGACAUCAAGGUGGCCUGGAUAAGAUCCGAGCUCAAUUCAACAACCUGCUUCGCCGCACUGAGGAUGAUGCAGAGAAGCAGAAAAAGCUAGAGAUCGUGGCAGAGCAGCAGCGGCAGACAAUAUCAACCUUGGAAGAUCUUACCAGGAGGCUCACUACAAACUUCAAAACAUACCGAGACCAAAUCGAUACUGCAAUUACCGAACUCAAGGCAAAAGCGGGCAGUAACGAUGCUGCCAUCACACAAAAAGUAGACGAGAUGACCGAGGUUACAGGUCGAAUGCGCUGGGUGAUGAAAGUCGAGGACGUGGUGAACCAUGGACAGAGUGCUUUGGCCUCACAACAGAGUCACCCAGUUAACGGUCACAGUGAAGUCUCGGAUCAGCGCAGCGAAAAGUCUGGUAGGAGGAGUCCAACCAAAUUGAUCAAGCAUCGGCGAAAAGAUUCAACCAAGGUGUCCAAAUGAAGGAUCUUACCCUGCGUUGAGCUCCUUUGAGAUCACGCCGAGGUCGAGAAGGCACCUUGAUGUCACGUUGAACUUUGAGCUGAAUGGAUGAUGAAAUAUACGACGCGAUGACCAAAUACUGUGUAUGGCUAAAGGGCAAAAUGCCGCAAGAAUAGACGUAGGCACUUACUGCAUAAUUAUACUUCUUCCG